Molecule: messenger RNA, 375 nt
Organism: Trypanosoma rangeli
Lineage: Eukaryota; Euglenozoa; Kinetoplastea; Trypanosomatida; Trypanosomatidae
Product: putative dynein light chain
Exons: 1
Coding region: 1-375 (124 amino acids)
Biological process (GO): microtubule-based movement
Cellular component (GO): cytoplasm; cytoplasmic dynein complex
Molecular function (GO): dynein intermediate chain binding
Source: RefSeq, a predicted model, not a curated record
AUGCAGACAGACACUGUUGACCCCACGACCUUCUCGCUGCGCCCGGAGCACAAGCAUAAAUUUCGCCCCAACGAUAUCCGGCCGGUGGUUCGUUCCAUCAUUGAGCUGCGGCUUGAGAAUGAGGAGUACAAGGCGGACGAAAUUCAGAGUAUUAGCAAAGAGAUCGCCGAUACUGUGCGGGAUCGGAUUCGUGGUAUGGACCUCGAACGAUACAAAAUCAUGGUGCACUGCAUGAUUGGGGAGCAGCGCGGACAAGGGGUGCGUGCGGGGUGCAAAAUGUUUUGGGACUCCGACACAGACGACUACUUUGAGGAGGUGUACGUUAACCAACACCUCUUUGCCGUUGUGACUGUGUUUGGGCUGUACCAGUACUAA